GAAAUGGAAGCUGAUCAGCCUGCUCCAGAAACUAUCGACCAGGCAGUUGUUUGCUCUACAGAUGAGCAGGGUCCAAACCCUCAAGCCAGGACAUAUGAAUGCACCUUCUGCAAAAGAGGCUUCUCCAACGCACAGGCACUAGGAGGCCACAUGAACAUCCACAGGAAGGACAAGGCCAAGAUCAAACAAGCCUCAAACGAGGCUCAACAGUUCUUGGACAUCCCAAAGACCACACCAACCUAUCGUUUCACCAAUCUUCAGGCACUGGAGGUCAAGUCCAUUCAAGAGAAAAGUCCAAUAAACUGGCCAUGGAAUCUCUCUCCCGAAGAAGAUGUUACUUCAAGAUAUGAAACCCAUGUGGGAGAACUGCCACUGUCUUCAGAAACAACAUCAAGGAUCGAAAAUCAAGAGCCGAACAGUAGCGGUGGUGCAACUACUGAAAAGGGUUUGCAGGCUGAAGAACUAGACCUGGAGCUUAGGCUAGGGCAUGAGUUUCAGGAGCCAUCAGCGACACUGGGUACCAGAAAGUUCUUCUGA
This is a messenger RNA of Ilex paraguariensis (yerba mate), 537 nucleotides long. The record is from the annotation of a GenBank genome assembly. NCBI's taxonomy places the organism in Eukaryota, Viridiplantae, Streptophyta, Magnoliopsida, Aquifoliales, Aquifoliaceae.